Messenger RNA from Heterobasidion irregulare TC 32-1, 540 nucleotides. RefSeq lists its product as uncharacterized. The record is from RefSeq and is a predicted model, not a curated record. The coding region runs from base 1 to 540 and encodes 179 amino acids. NCBI's taxonomy places the organism in Eukaryota, Fungi, Basidiomycota, Agaricomycetes, Russulales, Bondarzewiaceae. The transcript has 2 exons.
AUGUCCUCGGCUACAGCCUGGCACAACUUCUUGCUGCAACGUGUUUGUCCUCGACCACUGACCAGCUCCUCGCUGCCAGCUUUUUGCCAUUCCCUCAUCGAUACGUCCGAUAUGGAUCCAGAGGUCAUCGUCACCCACACUCCCACUUCAUCUGUGUCUAGCACGGAGCCGCAAUUCCGUGCGAGUACCCCGCCUUCACCACCCAGUCGAGCUGGCUCCUCCACUCUCCCUGUCCCAUUCUCCCAAACCGACCCGUAUUAUCGCCUUUACAAGGCAGACUUGCUCUUGUAUCGUCCUAAGGUCGUUCGCCUUCGGGCACAAUCAGAGCCCGACGUGCGCGAGGCCCUCGAAGCGCGCGAAGCGCAUGAAGUACGUGAGACCUUCCGUCUCCUGGAGGCCGACCAUCGGCCAGAAGUGAAGAAGGUGCUCCGAGAUGUGGUCAGACUUCUCGGGAAGGUUUUUCAGCGAAAUGCGAUGGUGGAUGAUUUUUUGGCGUGUCUGGCGCGCUGGCGCUACAGGCUGUGUGCGUGCUACCCUUAA